Molecule: messenger RNA, 1269 nt
Organism: Athene cunicularia (burrowing owl)
Lineage: Eukaryota; Metazoa; Chordata; Aves; Strigiformes; Strigidae
Gene: BCDIN3D
Product: BCDIN3 domain containing RNA methyltransferase
Exons: 2
Coding region: 408-1103 (231 amino acids)
Biological process (GO): negative regulation of pre-miRNA processing; miRNA metabolic process
Cellular component (GO): cytoplasm
Molecular function (GO): O-methyltransferase activity; RNA methyltransferase activity
Source: RefSeq, a predicted model, not a curated record
CACUCUGUGAAAGGAAAUUCGAAGGGAAGCUCUCAUGUUAACUAUCUUGUGCUACAAUCAAAUGGUCAAGGAAUGUCUUUUACUUAAGCUGCAGAAGACAUUUAUUACUCUAAAUUAGGCCUUAUGAAUAGCUCUGAGUGUCACUAGAGCUUUCACCCCCAUGUUGUUGGGGAUAUCCAGCAAGAUUCAUGUUACUAAAACUCAUCUUUCCCCUAGUUUUUGGAGCAAGCCCCCAAGUGUGGGACAAUACAGGCUUAGUUCCAAUCUCUGGUUGAUUUUCUGGUGGUCAGGGCUACUGUGAUGCUUUUUGCUACAGAAAGGAGGAUUGUUGGUGAGCUUAUUGUUCUGAACUUCAUCGAGAGCAAGCUCUGAGUUGGCGCUUGUACCUCGCUGCUGUCUGUUUGGUGAUGUUAACGAGGCAGCACAGGCCCCGUGAACCCCUGUUGUUUUCCUUUCUGCAGGAGCUAAGUGUGGCUCUGUACAGGCAUCUCCUUGGCCUUCAGGAGAGCGAAGGCAGCUUGGACCAGCCUGCAGCUGGAAAGGAUCUGAACCUUCUGUGCUGUGACAUUGAUCCGGUGCUGAUUGAGAGGGCUCAGCAGUGCAGCCCCUUUCCUGCUUCCAUAACCUUUGCCAACCUGGACAUCAUGGACCCCAGUGCCAGGGAGCCCAUCCUGAGCUCCUACCUGGGCCGUUUUGGCCGCUCCACUUUUGAUAUUGGUUUUUGCAUGUCUGUGACCAUGUGGAUCCACCUGAAUCAUGGGGAUAGUGGCCUGCUGGAGUUCCUGUCCUUCCUCUCCUCUCUGUGCCGGUACCUGCUGAUCGAACCUCAGCCGUGGAAGUGCUACCGGGCGGCCGCGCGCCGCCUGCGGAAGCUGGGCAGAAACGACUUUGAUCACUUCCGAUCUCUUGCUAUCAAUGGGGAUAUGGCCGCGAGGAUAACCCAGAUCUUAACGAAGGACUGCGCCAUGGAGCUGGUGUGUUGCUUUGGGAGCACCAGCUGGGACAGAAGUCUCCUGCUUUUUAAAUCAAACAGCUCAAAUCAUGAGGGCAGGGAGUCUUCAGAACAGGAGCAGCGACUGACAAAUGGCCUCUUGCAGUCAUGAGGCAAGGAGAUGUUUGCUCAGAUGCAGGAAUUCCUAAAUCCCUACUGGGACCAGGCCUAGACCUCCCUAGGGAGUUUGAGGCAACUUACUGCUGUUGCUCUCCAGGAGGCUGUUGGGAGAUGAGACAGGUGAGAACCCAGCUCCAUGACACAGUGAUAGAAGAGAG